AUGGCCAGCAAUCUCGAAUCUACCCUUCCCGUUUCUGCCCUAGGGAGCUGGAUGCAAGAUCUCUACGCCCGAAUCUUCGUCCAGCCAGACGAUGAAAUCUCAGCAAACACCAUCAAAGAGUGCAUAGCAGAAGACUUUACAGCCAGAAUCAACCAUGAUCAUUUCACCCGACAAUCAUUCACAGAUAUCAUCGCCAAAUUCCGUGUCGAUAAUAAAACGACCAUCCACGAAACCAAAGAGCUCCAAUCUUGGGAUGCACCCGAUGGCUCCGGUGCUGGCUGUGUCUCCCAGUAUCUUCGCUUUACCGACUCGAACAAAGAGACUGGCGUCGGUAGCAUGUCUUCUACGUUGCUCAUUGCUAGCAUCAAGGUUGUUGAUGGGCAGAAGAUGCUGGCUGAACUGACAGAGGUGAUGAAGGCAUCUACUUAA
Molecule: messenger RNA, 429 nt
Organism: Fusarium musae
Lineage: Eukaryota; Fungi; Ascomycota; Sordariomycetes; Hypocreales; Nectriaceae
Exons: 2
Coding region: 1-429 (142 amino acids)
Source: RefSeq, a predicted model, not a curated record